Columba livia (rock pigeon) is the source of this 1537-nucleotide messenger RNA. RefSeq names its product small nuclear ribonucleoprotein U5 subunit 40 (gene SNRNP40). The coding region runs from base 16 to 1185 and encodes 389 amino acids. Gene Ontology annotation, molecular function: protein binding; RNA binding. The record is from RefSeq and is a predicted model, not a curated record. Lineage: Eukaryota; Metazoa; Chordata; Aves; Columbiformes; Columbidae. The transcript is spliced from 10 exons. Gene Ontology annotation, cellular component: catalytic step 2 spliceosome.
CAGUGCGGCUGACCAAUGGGAGAGCGGGAGGGCGGGGCGGAGCGGGCGCGCGCGGCGGCGGCGAUGAUCGAGCAGCAGAAGCGGAAGGUCCCGGGCGGCCCCGGCGCCGCUCCCGCCCCCGCCCCCGGCGCCGCCCCCGGCCCCGACCUCCCGCUCGUGCCCGCGGCGGCCAAGCGGCCCCGCCAUGAGCUGCCGGGGGCGCCGGGCGGCGGCGGCGGGGGGCAGCCCCCGGCCGGGGCCCUGCUGCAGGCGGGCCCGCCGCGCUGCUCCUCGCUGCAGGCCCCCAUCAUGCUGCUCUCGGGGCACGAAGGUGAGGUGUACUGCUGCAAAUUCCACCCCAACGGCAACACCCUCGCCUCCGCCGGCUUCGACAGGCUCAUCCUGCUGUGGAACGUCUACGGGGACUGUGACAACUACGCCACCCUGAAGGGACACAGCGGGGCAGUCAUGGAGCUGCACUAUAACACAGACGGCAGCAUGCUGUUCUCGGCGUCCACAGACAAAACCGUGGCUGUGUGGGACAGCGAGACUGGAGAGAGGGUGAAGAGGCUGAAGGGCCACACCUCGUUCGUGAACUCCUGUUACCCGGCGCGGCGAGGGCCGCAGCUGGUCUGCACGGGCAGUGACGACGGGACAGUGAAGCUGUGGGAUAUCAGGAAGAAAGCUGCUGUCCAGACAUUCCAGAACACGUACCAGGUCCUAGCGGUGACUUUCAAUGACACCAGUGAUCAGAUCAUAUCCGGAGGCAUUGACAACGAUAUUAAGGUGUGGGACCUGCGCCAGAACAAGCUCACUUACACCAUGAGGGGACACGCGGACUCGGUGACGGGGCUCAGUCUGAGUUCGGAAGGCUCCUACCUGCUCUCCAACGCCAUGGACAACACAGUUCGCAUCUGGGAUGUGCGACCGUUUGCCCCUAAAGAGAGAUGUGUCAAGAUUUUCCAGGGGAACGUGCAUAAUUUUGAGAAGAAUCUUCUGAGGUGCUCUUGGUCCCCGGAUGGGAGUAAAAUCGCGGGGGGAUCGGCUGACAGGUUUGUCUACGUGUGGGACACCACAUCCAGGAGGAUUUUGUACAAGCUGCCAGGCCACGCCGGGUCUGUGAAUGAACUGGCUUUCCAUCCAGAGGAACCCAUUAUUCUCUCCGCGUCCAGCGACAAAAGGCUGUACAUGGGGGAGAUCCAGUGACGGGGCUGGCGGGAUCGGGGCCCCCGCCGCCCCGGCUGGCGGCCCCGGCGACGCGCUGCUCCCCGCGGCAGCGGGAAAGCGCUGGAGCGGCUCGCUGAGCCCCCCUGGCAGCUGUCCCGCCCGUUCUCACCGUACAGCUCCUUUCCACCCCCCAGUCUUCGGGGAGGAAGGAAAAUUUCAAAUUGAAAAUAUUUUCAUUUUGGCUGUAUCACCGACUAUUAAACCCCUACCCAGAUCACUUGAAAUUGCUGAAAUUUGUUUAAAUUCCACAUGUGGCUUGUAUAUUCCCUGUUGAAUGUCUGUUGUUUUUUUUUAUAUGGUCAAAACUGAAAUAGAUAGCUUUUUACAAGAA